AAUUCAGUCCCGGAGGCGUGGCCGAUGCCGGAUGACCUCUUGUAGCCUACAGCUACGUGAGGGGAUCGUUUCUAAUUGCGCUGUACGAAGAUACCACCGUGAAGGGGGCAGAGAAUACAUCUAAAUCUCGGUGGGUGUGACGGAUUUCAUGCUCAAUUGGCAGCUGCCGGCUGCGAAGCUGAUGGACCACAGGACGAAACAUGAUUGAUUACUGAUCAUUCCACGACUCUUCACGUGGUGGGUUUAUUUUAUGAUUAAUAAACUCUGAUUCCAGAUGAUACUGUAUAGUUUGAAGUGAUAGCCUAAGGCACCAACACAGCGGGGGUAAGCUUCGGGGCUACCGGAGCAGUGGUCAUCACGUCCGGAGAUGUCUUUUCAGCAAUGCUCCGCCACCUAAGUGGCCAAUAAAACUAUACCGACAUCUCGGAGUAAGCCGAAUCAAUGGACGCUCAACCCUAAGUCCGACUUUGUAUAUCAGGGCCACGAAAACACAGAUUUUAUACUUGAUCCCAACAUUCUCAAACCAACCCAAUUUCAGGUCCACUUUCCCAACUCAGAACAGCUUCAUAUAGUAUCAUCAUGUCUCUCACCUCGCGCAACCCCUUUCAGCUCUCCGGCCGGUACGCCGACCGCAAUCGAUGGGAAGUCCUCAACGGCCCAGGCGACUCCCGCGUCACAGCCGAGGAGAUCGUCCGUGACGAGAACCUCGUGGACGCCUGGAGUGACAAAACCGUUCUCGUCACCGGCGUUUCUUCGGGCAUCGGCGUUGAGACGGUCCGCGUGCUAGCCCUAACCGGUGCAACUGUCUACGGCACCGCGAGGAACCUCGAAAAGGCAAGGGAAGCCCUCGGCGAAGAACUGCUGGGCACAGGCCGCGUUCAUCUUCUCUACAUGGACAAUACCGACUUGUCGAGCGUGAGAUCCUGCGCGGAUGAGUUUCGCAAGCGGAGUCAACAGCUGAAUGUGAUGAUCAACAAUGCGGCCGUGAUGAAUACCCCCGAGGCCAGGACGAAGGAUGGAUUCGAGUUGCAGUUCGGGACGAACCAUCUCGCACACUUUGCGUUCUUCUGGCAUCUCAAGGAUCUGCUCUUGGCGAGCUCAACGCCCCCUUUCCACUCGCGUGUCGUGAACGUCUCCUCGGUCGCGCACCGCUACUCCCCCGUGCCCUUCAAGAACAUCAACUGGGAAGGCAACUACAGCGGCUGGCUCGCAUAUGGCGCAAGCAAAACCGCAAACAUCUAUAUGGCGACGCAGAUUGAGCGGUUGUACGGAUCUCAGGGACUGCACGGGUACAGUCUACACCCUGGCGGCUUCGUUAGUCCCAAUCUCCAAAAGUUUUCGCAGGCGGAGAUGCAUGCAUUGGAGGGAGAUGACCGUGCGCAGCGGUAUUUGACGAAUGUCGCGCAGGCUAGUGCAACAAGUGUCUAUGGGGCUGUUUCGAGUGAAAUUGAGGGAAGGGGUGGGCUUUAUCUUGAGGGUGCGGCGGUGGUCGUGGAGGCUUGCCCGGCGGAUGGGGACGCAGUUGAGUAUGGGUUUGGGAAGUGGACAUUUGAUCAAGAGGCGGAGGAGAAAUUGUGGGAGCUUAGUAAGGGAUGGGCGAAGGUGGAAUAG
Aspergillus calidoustus is the source of this 1611-nucleotide messenger RNA. The record is from the annotation of a GenBank genome assembly. NCBI's taxonomy places the organism in Eukaryota, Fungi, Ascomycota, Eurotiomycetes, Eurotiales, Aspergillaceae.